AUGGCGGCCACGAAGGUAAAUUUUGCCGUACGAUCUGAUCACGAAGUUAGUCAAACAUCAAAGAAAGUUACUUUCUUUAUCAACGGGGAUCGUAACUUUAAGGGCCAACCCAUGGUAAUUACUCCAAGGCGAUUUCGAAACGUGGACAUGCUUUUGAAUGAGUUGUGUCGUCUGACGCACUUCAAAGACUUGCCCCUGGGAGUCCGGUAUCUAUUUUCCCUUGAGAGUGGCACCAGGGUUGACACAUUGGAUCAGUUAAUUGACGGCAAAGCUUACGUAUGCUCUUCACACUCAAGCCUAAAGAAGAUUUCAUACGGAGGAAAGCCUGCUAUCGCCAUCUGGAGCUCAAAACAACACAUCGAUCUUCCUGAUGUCCAAGGUAUGCAUCACAGCGAGCCAAAACGCCGGCCUGUCGGUGUUACGCCGGUAAGAGGUGGUGUAUCUUCGAGGAGACGGGGUUACUCCGACCCAAGAUCAAAUCCAGGAGACAACAAUCGGUUGAUCAUCAAACCUAAAACAGUUCAGGUGAUUAGAAAUGGGUCGCAGAAACCCCGUCCGGUAGUAACAGUUCUGUUAAACAAAAGAACAGCGCAGAAUCUAGAGCAAGUUUUGGACGAAGUAAGCAAUUCGUUUGGAAACACUGGUGGUCUUAGCCCACCGCGGAAACUGUACUCAACAUCGGGUCACCAGAUUCGCGAUGUGGUUGAGUUAUUUCGGGACGAAAACAAUAUAUUUAUAGCCGUUGGAAGCGAGAAAUUUAGCCGUGACGACAUCACGGAUAUCAUAGAGGAUUUUGAGCAGAGGAACUCGAAAAAAGAAAAUGCGAAACGAAAACAGUCGAGAAGUGGUAACGAUGGAAUGUCACAAUCAAAACAAAGAAAUACCAAAGAACACGAGCAGCUGGUCGGUAAAUCUGUUCACAAAGCCGAGGAAAACAAGCUGCCUAGGCUUCCAGACAUACAUGAAAAGGUCGAUAAUAAACAAAGGCCGGAGAACAAUAACAGAACACACUUGCAAGGAAACUCAAACCCGAAACGCGUUCAUCGUGCUAAAAAUGUGCAUGAAAGAACUGCGGAGAAAAAGCCUGCAAACUCUGUAAAGUUGCCCCAAAUCGGGAACGCUAAUUUAGUUUCAAAUUCGGAAAAGGAGAAUGUAGAAAACCGAGACGUUUCUCGAGCGAACAACGAAGAAAAUGACCGAGUUAACGAAUCGAAUAAGCCAUACAACGUACGCGGAGAAGACGCGACUAAACCCAGUAGAAAAGUGUCCGUAAGUAGAAAACGUGAAAACGAUAAAGUUGACAGAAAAACCUCAAAGGAUGACAGUGGAAUAACAUCAGAAGAGGAGGCAAAAUAUGGUACUGUUACAGACAAAACUGUAGAAGAUGUCUACGACAUGGGCAAGAAAAUCGGAGACGGGAAUUUUGCUGAUGUUCGUGUUUGCAGCGAUAAGAUAACCAGGAAAGAAUUUGCGUUAAAAAUCGUUGACAAGGCAAAAAUAAGAGGGAAAGAACAAAUGAUUCGGGACGAAAUAGACAUCAUGAGAAGAUGUACGCACCCGAAUAUUGUACGAAUGUACGAAGAUUACGACUCAAUCAGGCAUAUUUAUCUUGUUAUGGAGUUAAUCAAGGGAGGUGAUCUCUUCGAUGCAAUUUCAUCGUCGGUCAAGUUUACCGAAACUGUCACCAAAAAUUACGUCAAAGACAUCGCAAGGGCACUAGCUUAUUUACACAAGAGAAAGAUUGUGCACAGAGACUUGAAGCCUGAAAAUUUGCUGGUUAGUAAUAAAGCAAUUAUUGUUAAUUCACGCUGAGCUACGGACUGUGAAAAUACAUCCGUGGACUAAUUUUUACUAAUUUCAAUGCUAAAUUGUUGGAGAGUCAAACAUUUAGCGCCUAAAUGUUGCUAUUGUGUUUCGAAUACAAAGGCAGGAAAAUUCAUCGCCGCUUUGUUUUGAAAUCAAACAAUAGUGACGCCUUGGUUAUAUUAAAAAACCCCGACUUUGUUUGAACAAACUUUAACAGCUUAAAAGUGUAGCGAGAGAAACCAUGGCAACUUCAUGCCUCCUGCGAUACCGCUUAAUUAUGGCCAAAAUGCUCCGAAUUUAACCGUUAAUUUUAGUAUUUUGAUCGUCAUGCACUAUUUCAUUCACGUAGAGUUAUCUUUCAAGCGUGUCUCAAUUUCUUUUCCCGGCGGAAAUUACGGAACAAUUUUAUAGUAAAAGAACAACGGAGCCUCAUGACCCUCUCGUGAGCAGGGUCUCCGGUCGUAAAUGUUUACAAGGGAAGAUCAGCAAUUUCCAUUCAUGCGUCAUUUCUUCAUGUGUGCCCGGGUGUGUAUUUUGCCAGACUUCGCGUAGUUUUCCUCCGCGUAAAAGAUCAAUGGUUGGGUAAAUGAGCACCUGCUAAACUUAACUUACAACUGUGACUUUGAUUAUCUGGCAUGAGUGACUUAGACUAACACGUACUCGCGAGAAUUCUCGCGCGAGAGCCUUGGUACGUGUUCUAACAUACACACUUCUUUCAGCGUUAUUUGCUUUUCUUCCUCGUUCUCGUUUUGGCUUUCUUAGCAUGACUCACAGGGAAUGUUGCACGAAACAUUUUUUCCAGAAUUACACAGUAUUUAUAGAUGAAGGUAUUAGGGUUCCUUUCUGUCGUUUAUUCUGAAAAUUUGUUAACAAGGAGACUGACGGAAUGCCUUAUCUUUCUCUUAUGCAAAAAUAUUUCUCAACCGGUUCUUUUGUUUUUACCCAUUGUUGCUCGGUAGGAGUUUUAGCAGCAAAAAGAAUGUGAAAACACGCGCAGCUUAAUUUAAAGUUUUUUACAGUUAUUCUUACGUGUAAAUUGUAUUUUGUUUUGGGAAUGGUGGUUUAUUUCUCCUUUUUUUUUUUAAGCAUGUUUAUCUUUCGGAAAUAUUUCCCCCCUCAAUAAGUGAAAACUUCAUAGUAUUGUUGAAGACAGGAUAAGAAAAGCAGUGAUGUUUUCCAUUAGUCAUGGAAAGGAAUAGACACCUUCGCAGCCGUUCUUUGGGAUGUUGCGCAACGCUACCCUUCUUGGGAGAACAUUGCGUGACAUCUUAACAGAGACUAUACUAGAAAUGGGGGGAAAGGUGGGAAUGGGGGGAAAAGAAAUCUCUUGGAAGUGAUAUCUCCUAACAUGUAAUCUUAACCUUGUCUUAGGUCCACAAAAAGCCCAGUGGUCAAGUAAUUCUUAAGCUGGCUGAUUUCGGGUUAGCAAUGGUCGUCAAAGCACCGAUCUUCACAGUUUGUGGCACUCCCACAUAUGUAGCCCCCGAAAUCCUUGAAGAGACUGGAUACGGGCUCAAGGUAGACAUGUGGGCCGCGGGUGUCAUCACCUACAUCAUGCUCUGUGGGUUCCCGCCAUUCCGCAGCGCCAAGAAAGACCAGGAUGAACUAUUCGAUUUGAUCAUGGACGGGGACUACGAAUUCCUCUCACCCUACUGGGAUAACGUCUCCAGCGAAGCUAAAGACUUGAUUUCCAAGCUCCUUGUCGUGAAUCAUAACAAGCGUUACAGCGCUGAGGAAGUGUUAGCUCACCAAUGGGUGGGGGGUUCUGCGGACGUCUCUCUAAGUAGGGAGUAUCUUGGUCAGAAUCCCGCCGCUAAGAAGAAGUUUAAAGCUGCUGCAUUGGCCGUCCAAGGAAUGAAGAGAUUUGAGAACUUGGCGGAGCAGUUCCAGCGUCAACGAGGGGAGAAGAUUAUCAUCACGUGAUAAGUUGGAAUCUAAUUUGCUACUGUCUGGUCAAUUCAUUCUCAGCACUAGUUGGCGGAAAAGGUACAGGAGACGAGGUAGACCCUAGUGGCAUUAAAUAUGACGCACAGAAACAUAGUAAACUUUUGAAAUGAAAACAAACAAAACUCAACUUGAUCAUUCAUAGCUUGCGCACAAGAUCAACUUUUUCCCGCAAUCUCCUCGUACAACUUUGUCUUAGUCCGUUAGAGAAUUGAGCAGUUUAUUUUUAGAACAUUUGAGAGUCUAGCCAUGUGGCGGGCUACUUGAAGCAUUCGAAUUAAGUUAUUUCAUCCAACGAUUUAUAAUCCGAUUUGUUAUAGCCUUUGCAUGGUUCUUGGGAACUUCUUACUUCGUUCUUACUCAGGAAAUUGUUCGUUCGUAGUUACCGUUAGUGAAACGAUUGUUUCUAUUUUGACAUCGCAAACCAAAUCUCAGUUCGAUUUGACCGAGGCAUGGUUAGUUAAUUGUUAGAUAUUGAAGCAAGAUAAAGAAAAUUAUAUACUUAUCAAUCGUACAAUCCAUAGAUGAUAAUUAAUCGAUAAUCAAUUCUCAAUCUUUAUAACUAGCGUAUUCAUAAUUAUUUCAUACUCGUGCAUUAUAAAUAGUAUUUAAACGUUUAUAAAUCUUUUCGUAUAGAAAAUGUUGAGCAAAUAUUUUCAAUAACUUAGCAACAUGAUCUCGCAAAUAGUAAUUAUUUGAAAUGUGUGAGUGAUCAUCUUACAAUAUUAUCGAUUAAUUACUCCAAGAUAUCUAAUAUGAUUUUCUGUGUUCCUAUCCUUCUCUGAAUGAACUCGUUCUGUCUUUUGUAAGACUUGUUACUCACCGUCAAAUUUUGCAUCUUUAUUGGAAACAACAUUU
Molecule: messenger RNA, 4608 nt
Organism: Pocillopora meandrina
Lineage: Eukaryota; Metazoa; Cnidaria; Anthozoa; Scleractinia; Pocilloporidae
Source: the annotation of a GenBank genome assembly